CUGCUUUUGUCUUUGUUUUCUGCCAAGUUUGCCCAUUUUAGAUAUGCGUGCACACAUAAUGUUUGAGCUCGGGAUUAAUACUGUGGCGGGAAACAGAUUCGUUCUGUUCAAGUGUGAUCCUGUUUACGUCCUAUAUUGAAGGAAUCUCCCUUCACAAUUAAGCUGCUUUCGACUGAAAAUAAAUUGCAUUUGGACCAGUAUUUUCAGCCUUUAUCCCAAAGCUGGGGAGUGGAAGUUUAGGUUGGCUUGUAUAAGUCGUUUGUUUAAAAAAACAAAAUAAAAAAAAAAUCCCUGCAUCAUCUGCUUCACUGCCUGCUUUGACUAGUCAGUCAUCUGGAAUACAAAAUCGAAGUACUGGGCAUAAUGCAAAUGAGUUUUCUUACAUCAGAGUAUCCCUGAUACUGAAAUUGCUUAACUCCAAUGAAUACUAAAAAAGAUGAUACUGAAUUUUCAUUUGGUUUAAAGGUGUGGAGUAACUAUGAUGUACUGCUAUAUCUACUAAUAUUUUAAGCAAAAUACCGUGACGUUGGUUACAGUGGUUAUACAGUGGUACUGAUUAUAUUUAUGGAUUGCCAUGUGAUUGUGUUGGGUUUUAAAAUACACCUAAGGUUUUACAGCCAUGUUCAUUUCCCCUGUUGUGUUUACCAUGUUACCGAUGUGUGUUCGGUGGCUGAUGGGUUAUUGUUCUUGUAGACGCUGUCAAAGUCCAAGCUCAUGUGUGACUUGAGAGUCUUGGAAAUGGAAAUCUCUGCUCACUGUCUUUGAAUAUUAUUUUCCAAUGUAAAAUAUGUAAAAUAUAUGGGCUUUAAAAAUGACAAGAUCACACACAACCAUUCUUGUGUUUGAAAAGAGCAGUUGGAGUAUUUGUGUCGUCAUGAGGAUUGAUUUGAUCUUAGUGCUGAUAUCAGGUGAGAUUUAUUGGUCUUGGAAAUGAUCUUUUCUCACAAAUUUUACAACUGCAGCUUACAUGCGUAUAAAUAUGAUGUUCAAGAAAUUAAUUAAUGGGUUAUACCAUCGAUUCCUCUGAUGUCGGUCAUAUGGCAUGCAAAAUACAAGUAAUAAUAGGAAAGUGAAUAAUUCCUAAAUUAUUCACGUUCGAACCCUCAAGCUUUUAUUUUGUCUGAAUACUGUUGUAAUCCUGUAAACUGUCCUCAGAAAUGUUGGAGAUUAAAUGUGCAAAUAAAGAGAAGCUCUCAGAACUGUGCAAACCUACUCACGAGCUGUUCACAUGAACGCUUGGAAUUCUUCUUGCAAUUCUAUUUUUGGUUUUAAUAAACUCACAAUUCUCAGAAGAAAAGUGUGAGUUGUGAUGUAUAAAGUGCAAGUGCAAGAAAAAAGAAUUGUGAGAUAAAAAGUCACAAUAACUUUUUAAAUUUUGUGUUUUGUGGUGGAAAGCAAACAAAAAAACUAAAUCAGAAUUGUGAGAAAAGAGUUUAUAUCUCGCAAUUCUGAGUUGCAAGGGAAAAUAUGUCAGAAACCUUCUAGACGUUGCCUCUGAAACCUCAUGGGAAAACCUGCAUAGAGUGUUUUAGAUGUGAUUGCACCCAGCUCUGAGCUCCGGUGUGAACUCUUAUGUGUUUUACUUUGUGUCUGAGAAAAUGAACUGGACCGAAGCGCAGACCUACUGCAGACAGCAUUACACCGAUCUCGUCACCGUAAAUGACCAGACGUACAUCGAUGAGCUGUUACAAUCUCUACCCAGUGGUUUUAGCAGUAUGAUGUGGAUUGGACUCUAUCGGACGGAUGAGUAUUUUCCCUGGGUCUGGGUCUGGUCCGAUGGGAGCAAAGCCCUCUUCACACCGUGGGAUUAUUCACAACCAAACAAUGUUGGUGGCCAACAGUACUGUGUAUGCAUGUCUACUAAAGGAUACUGGAGCGAUUGGUGGUGUACAGAUAAAUUACCAUUUCUGUGCUACACCGAGAAAAAGAGACAGAUGGUGAGAUUGGAGGUAAAAUCAAGCCAAAAUGUGAAUGAUCCUGCAGUGAAGAAUAUGAUUUUGGCAAAGCUAGAACAGAUACUGAAGGAGAAGGGUCUGACAGAUGCUAAGCCCUCGUGGAGGGAGAUUUCUGGAGAAAAUGUCUUCCACAAGAUGUGGUAUCAGAAGAGUGAUGCUUCUGAUGCGUCCUGCAAGAGAACCAUCAACUGACCGUCUCAUAAUAGCAUUUAUUGUGUAGUUUUAGAUGCUCUCAGAAAAUGUGGCUCACUGAGACGUUGGUAGAUGGAGCUGUAUGUACACUUCUCUACUAUCAGGCUAUUUUUGUAUUAAAUGCAAAAAUACAAUUAUUUAGAGAUUUUGUAUAACUAUAUUUUAAAACACAAUCACCCGUAGAUCUUAUGCUGACUGUCCUAUUAGCCACGUUUAUCUUGUUGUGUGACUAUCUGGAGUCAGGUUUCUAUCAAACCUGUUAGAUCUCUAUAUAAACAAACACUAACAAUUUUGGACAAGAAACCAAAUAGAUAGCAUCAUUGUAAAAUUAUAUAAAAACAUAGUUUGCUUAGUUAUGAAAAUUCUAUUGAUUUGUCUUUUAUUAAAAUGUUUUUUUAAAUGUGUAAAUAAUCUUGCUCAUUCUUAAUAUGAGAGUUAAUCAGAAUUGCACAGUAGCAAAGAAAAAGUACAUUUGCACAAUCCACAUUUUGAGUUCAAGGUGCACUGCUUUGGAGCAGCCUUCCAACUGAACUGGAAAUGAAAAACAGAGUUGAACAUUUAUCAAAGAAAUUUUAAAAAGUGGUUCAAACAAAAGCAGGUUUGUGAACACUGAUGGUUGUACACAGUUUCAGCUUUUCUUCCUUCUUUUUUUUUUUACUUUCUCUUCGUUUUUCAUGUGAUUAUUGUUUUACUGUUGUUACAAAAGCCCAGCGAGGGACUGGGGCUGCAAAUGAGCCUUUGGCUAGAAGCCUACUGUAUAUGUGGAGCAUCGGCUGCUUGAAAUUGUAGCAAUGUUAUACUGCAUUGUCCGUUAAACUAAUAAAUAAAUACAUUUUGAAUGCUUCUUUUGCAUUGUUAGAGUUGGUUUUUGAAUGUUGCAGGUGUGUAAACCUCUCAAAAUAAAUGUAAACUGGAAAGCAAGUUGACACUUGUCCUGUAGGGGGACCGCAAUAAAACAUAACAAAAAGAAAAAGAGUUCUUGUUAUGC
Molecule: messenger RNA, 3135 nt
Organism: Cyprinus carpio (common carp)
Lineage: Eukaryota; Metazoa; Chordata; Actinopteri; Cypriniformes; Cyprinidae
Product: C-type lectin lectoxin-Lio2-like
Exons: 4
Coding region: 1599-2147 (182 amino acids)
Source: RefSeq, a predicted model, not a curated record